GCGUUGACGGCCCGCGUCUCUGUUAGUCAGCGGAGCGACCAAGGCCGGACGUUGCGGCCGAAACGCGGAGCCGCGAGCAGGAUUGAGUAGCGGCCGCGGCCACCGCAGGACGGCGCCGCUCUCCGCUAAGGGCUUCCAGGUCGCCGUUGGCUGCACUGCCGGACCCUUCUAGGUGCCUGGAAGCCAAUCUUCUCCUAGUGGUCUUCAGAUGAAGAUGUAGAACUCUCAGCUCCUCCAGCAUGCUUCCUGCCUUGAUGAUAAUGGACUGAACCUCAGAACCUCCUUGGUGAAUAUUUGGAUGAAGCCAUUAGACUAAUUGCUUGCCAUCAUGAGCAGAAGCAAACGUGACAACAAUUUUUAUAGUGUAGAGAUUGGAGAUUCUACAUUCACAGUCCUAAAACGAUACCAGAAUUUAAAGCCUAUAGGUUCAGGAGCUCAAGGAAUCGUGUGUGCUGCUUAUGAUGCUAUUCUUGAAAGAAAUGUUGCGAUCAAGAAACUCAGCCGGCCAUUUCAAAAUCAGACCCAUGCUAAGCGAGCCUACCGAGAACUAGUUCUUAUGAAGUGUGUUAAUCACAAAAAUAUAAUUGGCCUUUUGAAUGUUUUCACACCACAGAAAUCCCUAGAAGAAUUUCAAGAUGUUUACAUAGUCAUGGAGCUCAUGGAUGCAAAUCUUUGCCAAGUGAUUCAGAUGGAGUUAGAUCAUGAAAGAAUGUCCUACCUUCUCUAUCAAAUGCUGUGUGGAAUCAAGCACCUUCACUCUGCUGGAAUUAUUCAUCGGGACUUAAAGCCUAGUAAUAUAGUAGUCAAAUCAGACUGCACUUUGAAGAUUCUUGAUUUUGGACUGGCGAGGACUGCAGGAACGAGUUUUAUGAUGACGCCUUAUGUAGUGACUCGAUACUACAGAGCACCAGAGGUCAUUCUCGGCAUGGGCUACAAGGAGAACGUUGACAUUUGGUCAGUUGGGUGCAUCAUGGGAGAAAUGAUCAAAGGUGGUGUUUUGUUCCCAGGUACAGAUCAUAUUGAUCAGUGGAAUAAAGUUAUUGAACAGCUCGGAACACCUUGUCCUGAAUUCAUGAAGAAACUGCAGCCAACAGUAAGGACUUAUGUUGAAAACAGGCCUAAAUAUGCUGGAUAUAGCUUUGAGAAACUAUUCCCUGAUGUGCUUUUCCCAGCCGACUCAGAGCAUAACAAACUUAAAGCCAGUCAGGCAAGAGAUUUGUUAUCCAAAAUGCUAGUAAUAGAUGCAUCCAAAAGGAUCUCCGUAGACGAAGCUCUGCAGCACCCAUACAUCAACGUCUGGUAUGAUCCUUCAGAAGCAGAAGCCCCACCACCAAAGAUCCCUGACAAGCAGUUAGAUGAAAGGGAGCACACAAUAGAAGAGUGGAAAGAACUGAUAUACAAGGAGGUAAUGGAUUUGGAGGAGCGAACUAAGAAUGGAGUCAUAAGAGGGCAGCCAUCUCCUUUAGGUGCAGCAAUGAUCAAUGGCUCUCAGCAUCCAUCGUCUUCGCCGUCUGUCAAUGACAUGUCUUCAAUGUCCACAGAUCCGACUUUGGCCUCGGAUACAGACAGCAGUCUAGAAGCAUCAGCUGGACCUCUAGGCUGCUGUAGAUGACUACUUGGGCCUUGGGUGGGUGGGAGGGAUAGGGAAUUGGUUAGUCAUUGAUAGAACUGCUUUAAAAACAAUUCAGUGGUCAUAUUUUUGAGUGAUUUUUCAGAAAAUGUAGAAUUCAUUUUGUAGUAAAGUAGUUUAUUUUUUUUUAAUUUCAAGUGAUGUAAUUUAAAACUUAAGUUGUGUUUUUAAACAGCAACAAAACUGUAUUGUAUUUUUGCUGUAAUUAACUGUAUAAUGUAAACCUAAUUAUUUUAUCAUGGUUUAAAUUUUGCAUAUUUGCUUUAUCUUAUGCUGCUGAUUUUUUUUUACUGAAUUUGUAAGAUUUUUGUUUAUCAAAGCAACUAUUAUGUGGUGACUUGCAUAUAUCAUGAAUUAUUUAAGAUGUUUAUAAGUUUUUUAUUAGAAUUUAUUUCAGAUGUUUGUUCAUGAUGCUAUCCUUCAGGGUUAUGUGCUUAUCAAUGAAAUAACCCCAGAGGAAUAAGGGAAAAUAACCUGUAGCCAGUUAUAUUCAGGAAUAACUACUGUAAAUGAUGAACGUGUCAAGAAACCUCCAAUAUUUGCUACUUGCCAAUCCCAACUUAGUUAAAACAAUUGGUAGACAACCUUACCUAAAUUUUAGCAAAUACCCUGUUAUCUAAAUGGCAGAAUAACUCAGAGCAUGUCGUUAAAGAUGCUGGGUACAUCCUUCUACAUUUUGGAUCUCCCUACACCAACCCAACAGAAACUUAAGGAAUGUGGUAUAUUCUGAACAUCUGUGGCAUGCUUAAAUCUUUUAAUCACACAAAGUCAAGAGGCUACUUCAUGAAAAUACAUUUCAGUGGAGAUCAACACAUGUUUCCCCUGUACUAGCUAUGAACCUGCUUCUGUAUACACUGAGUUAAUCUCCUCAGGCUAUAGUCCUGGCAUUGGCCAAGAGCCUGGACUUUCUCUUUUACAGUUUCUGGCCCUGGACUUUCCCAGUUCCUGUUCCUUAGUGGGUCAGUCUGUGGAGCACCAGUUUGUGGGGUUUCUGGCCAUUCGAUUCUACCUAUAGCAUUAUCCUGUUUCUACUAGCUGUCAGGAGGUUCCAAAGCCUACUUAAACUUGGGUAGGUGACGUUUAAAUGAGCAAUAUACCGUUCAUCUGAAAAUAGUAGCACACAGCCAUAUGUAGGAUGUCAUUUUCUAAGGACUGUUUCUUCACAGUGAGCAGAGCAGGCAUAGUGGUGGUUCUUUAAUCUGAGUCUUUGAUUUUUUUUUUUAUAUCUGAUUUCCAGUGUGGACGUUGAGUAGUGUAAGAAUGGUGCUGCUCCUGACAAGUGUGUGUUAACUGUUUACAUUUUAUAUCUGCAGAAUCCUUUCUCUGUAACUGAAUUUUCCUAAGUAAAAUGUCAUCAAGGUCU
Messenger RNA from Apodemus sylvaticus (European woodmouse), 2993 nucleotides. RefSeq names its product mitogen-activated protein kinase 8 (gene Mapk8). NCBI's taxonomy places the organism in Eukaryota, Metazoa, Chordata, Mammalia, Rodentia, Muridae. The record is from RefSeq and is a predicted model, not a curated record. Gene Ontology annotation, biological process: protein phosphorylation; JNK cascade. The transcript is spliced from 13 exons. Gene Ontology annotation, molecular function: ATP binding; JUN kinase activity. Gene Ontology annotation, cellular component: nucleus; cytoplasm. The coding region runs from base 329 to 1612 and encodes 427 amino acids.